This is a messenger RNA of Trachemys scripta elegans, 5002 nucleotides long. It is a transcript of the gene FEZ2, whose product is annotated as fasciculation and elongation protein zeta 2. Gene Ontology annotation, cellular component: cytoplasm; axon. The coding region runs from base 222 to 1331 and encodes 369 amino acids. Lineage: Eukaryota; Metazoa; Chordata; Testudines; Emydidae. The record is from RefSeq and is a predicted model, not a curated record. The transcript is spliced from 9 exons.
UGGCUCCUUUCCGCUCUCCCCGCUCCUAGGACCGUAGCGCCGGCCCUGGCCUAUGCCAGCCGCGCGGCCGCCUCCGCCGUUUGCAGGCGGCUUCUUUGGGCGCCAAGGCCCCCAGCGGGCCUCUUCGGCCCGGGACCGGCCCCGCCCCGUCUCCGCUGCAGCGGGAGGAGCCCCGGGAGCGCGCUCCGCCGAGCGCGCAGCCCGGUGUCUCGGUGGCGGCCAUGGCGGCGGCCUCGCAGCGGGACCCCGGGGACUGGCAGGAUUUCUCCGGCUUCCAGCCCCCCGCAGGGAGCAGCCCCGAGCCGGCCCGGGACGGGGGCACUUGGGGGGCCGGAGCCCUGGGGGACAAGCUGCUCCUCUGCUUCAAGCCCCCCCCGCCUCGGGACGGCGGCAGCGAGAGCCGGGUCCCGCUGCGGCCCCUCAGCGAGCAGAGCGCCCUACAGGAAGACGAGAUUUGGAAUGCUUUGACUGAUAAUUAUGGUAAUGUAAUGCCAGUUGAUUGGAAGUCCUCCCACACCAGAGCUUUGCAUAUGCCAACACUGAAUCUUUCAGAAAAAGGGUUAAAUGAACAUUUGAACCUUGACCUAUCAGAUGAUGAAGAGCUUCGAGAACAGCUGGAUAUGCACUCUAUCAUAGUUUCCUGCAUCAGUGAUGAACCGCUGUUCACAGCAGAGCAGGUGAUUGAAGAAAUAGAGGAAAUGAUGCAGGAAUCACCUGACCCAGAAGAUGAAGAAACACCCAUGCAGUCAGACCGGCUCUCCAUGCUUUCCCAGGAAAUUCAAACACUCAAGAGAUCCAGUACAAACAACAGUUAUGAAGAGAAAGUACAAAAACUGUCUGUCGCUGAACUAAAUGAACUACUAGAAGAAAUUGAGACUGCCAUUAAGGAUUAUUCUGAGGAGCUGGUACAGCAGUUGGCUCUAAGGGAUGAGCUGGAGUUUGAAAAGGAAGUGAAAAAUAGCUUCAUUUCUGUCCUCAUCGAAGUACAAAACAAACAGAGAGAACACAAAGAAACAGUGAAGAAGAAGAAAAAGCUGAAAAAUGGUAGUCCUCAGAAUGGCAAACAAGAAAGAGGUCAUAUGCCUGGAACACGCUUCAGCAUGGAAGGGAUCUCAAAUGUCAUUCAGAAUGGCUUCCGCCACACGUUUGGAAACUCGGGUGGAGAGAAACAGUACUUAACAACCGUCAUUCCUUAUGAGAAGAAAAGUGGACCCCCCUGUGUUGAAGAUCUACAAACAUUAACCAAAAUCCUUUAUGCUAUGAAAGAGGACAGCGAGAAGGUGCCAAGCUUAUUAACAGACUACAUUUUAAAGGUUCUGUGUCCGACAUGAAAAGUGCUGCUUUACUUCAGAAGUAACCAUGCUCCUUCCUGUGACAAGAAGCUUUCCAGAAAUAGUUCAUAGUAUUUUCUUUUCAUUUGGCACUGUAUCUAAACCUGUAUGUAUUUACUUUCCAUGUCUGUUUGGAUUUUUGGAUCAUACAGUAGGCCUUUUGGGCAUGAUGAUAGAACUUAUGCACUUUUCAUUUGAUGGUGCAAUGUGCUUGAGCAUAGAACAAACAUUGUACAGUUUUACUCACAAGCUUUGGUUUGGCUUUUUAAAAUCUAUUUUACAUUGUGUAACAUAGUAAUCCCUCCCACAUAUUUCAUUGUUGGGGAAAGAAAACUAAACUUUAAAUACUGUAAAUAAAAUAAGCCUAUAAUUUUAACUAAUCUGCAGUAAAACUAAAUAAAUAAACCCUCUGUUCUUAUAUCAAACUUGCAAAAGGGAUCAUAGCCAAGCCUGCACUGAAGAAUUCCAUUGAAGUUCUUUAGUGGACACUCCAAAACCGUGAUAGUGGCAACUGGCACUGAACACUUUUUUUUAAAAGCAGUAACUUAGAUUAUAAACUAUAAUACUGUAUUGUUCAGACACUGAACAAAUGUUCUGAUGCUCUACAGGAAGAAGAAUCCGUGUCUCUGCUCCCUUUACUUGCUACCUGAUUUACAUAAACUUCAAAAUAUUAGAUGAUAAUUCUUCAUCACUCUUAUUUUCUAUUGGUUCUGUUUUUAAUAAUUGUCUAUUGAGACCUGAUAUGUUCCCUCAUUACUGCUAUCAUUUUAGUAUUCAUGUUAAAUAUUGGUCUUAGGAUAAUAUUUUAUAGGCUGCAGUAUGUAAACAAAUAUUUUAAGAUGCUCAGUGUCCUUUAAAUUAUGUGCAGUGUUUGAGAAAUGGUCAUUCUCGUUUCCAAGACAGUUACGUUGAAACUUUCAUUAUUGUGUACUUGUAAGGCAUCCUACAGAUCUGGCUCUUGUAACUCCCCGUCUGUCAUGAUGUUAUACCUGUACCUAGAUGUCACUGAGGGGAACAUAUUUUAUAAAUCACAUUAAAUAUCUUUGCUAGUCUUAGAGCAAGUCCAGUGGUGUGAAAAGAAAAGUAAAUGCCAAUAGAAAGAAAGAAAGUAAUUGUUUUUGUGUUUGAUUCCAUAUUUAUUAUAUAUUUAUACUAUAGAAGCCCCCAGAGCCAGCCACGGUACAAAUACAUAGGAAGAUACAAUCCUGAAGAGCUUAUAAUCAAACAUUUUUCUCAAGAAUUUGCUUCUGUUCCUUUAUCUUAAAAUCUUAGUGAUGAAGAAUCUGUUCUAGAAUAAUUUUCACAAUGUAAUACUUUUAAGAAUCUGCUUAUUAGUAGCAGAUACUAUAUGAGUUCUUCCACUUGAUUAGCAGAGCACAUUAAUUAUGAACAUGGCACUCUGUCACUCAGUAAUGCAGUUUUCCCUCUAGAUUCAGUUACAGUAUUAUAAUUGAACUUCAGUAUUAUGUGUCCAUUGUGCCUGUCUUUUUUUGCAGAAUAUUCAGAACUCAGAAUCUAUAGCCAUUACACCGCUUGGUCAGCAGUGGACAACCUGCUUGAGCAGGAUAAUGGCUAAGUAUUAUUUCACCUGUCAAUGAGAUGCUCCUUCUGAUCUGCUUAAGUGGUUACGUUUCUGUGAAGAGAUUCUUGCCUGUAUUAUUUUUUUUUCUUUAAUAGUUCCUCUAUAAAGAAAAAUAUUGUUUCCUCUGCUGAUAUGUUGUGAAUUCAACAUGGCAUUCCUUGUGUUUUUGUUUGUUUGUUUGUUUUGCUGAAUGUGUUGUUUUUCUGUAGAAUGUUUCAUUUCAACCUAUUGUCUUCUAUUUUUUAACUAAGAAAUAAUCCUAUUCCAUUAUUUCAGUAUGGAAACUGAGAAAUAACAGAUCAGUGGCUUCAAACCUGGUGAGAAUCAUUAUUUAUCUCCAAGCCACCUCUAUUCAAAGGUGCUUCCUGGUGCUGUCUAGUCCUAAAAUGAAUGCCUGACAAUAAGGUUCAGUCUUGCAGGGUAUUGAGCAUUCUGGCCUUGAUCCAGCAAAGAACUUAAGACAAUGAUUUCUGUGGGACUACUUAUGUCCUUACAGUUACACAGGUUUAAGUGGAUCAGGGCAAGAAUGCUCAGCAUCUUGCAGGAUAGAACCCAUUAGUGCUUGGCAUUCCUCUGUGCAUUCAGCGAGACCAACUCCAGGACAGUGCUGCUGUUUUCAAGGAAGAAGUUCUCAAAAACAAUAGAAUUGAAUGGUGGUCCUACUGGGAGUUGUAAUUUUUGGUAGAGCUGAAUUAUCACAUACAGUUCAGACUCAAGUUCCACAUUGCCUCAUCAGUCUCAAAGGCAUGAAGUCCAAUGCAUUGGAGUCAAGGUGCCAGGUAGAUCUUUCAGUAUGCUCCCGGCACGUUAUUCAUCAACAUUCAAAUGCAGGCAAAAUUUCCCUCAAAGCAAAUGUGUAGAUUUGUAUGUAAUGUAGGGAUGUUCAAAUCUAUGUACAUUUAUUAUUAUUUCCAUACUUUUUAAAUUGUUUUAGUUUGGGGGAGGCUUAUGGAAUUUUCCACUGUAUCCAUCACUUUGCCAUUUGUGAUGCCAAGUGUUUGCAGAGUAUCCUAUUUUUAACAUUUUUUUGGGACACUUAAGCUAAAUUACAUUGUAAGCUUUUUUUUUUAACUAAUAUUUUGAUAUUUUUGUAUUGUUUUCUUUCUUUAUUGUAGAAACUGAAACUUUAAUGGAGUUAUUUGUCUGAGAAUUGAGGUGACUGUUUAAUAUAGUAAUGAUUCUUGGGAUUGCAACUACUGGGCUUGUUUUGCUGAGUACAAUAUUGGGAGCCAGGACAGAGAGGUGUGUGCCUUAUCCUGAACCACUGAAGUCAGUGGUUGCAGGAUCAAGCCCUAUGAGCGGGGAAAGCGAAGAGGACUUUCAGCUGGAAAGGCAGGGACAGAGGUGUUUCCUGAGUUACCGCCUUUCUCCUUGGGUGAGAAAGGGAGAUGCAGAGAACCACAAUACUCGACCCAUCUCCUUUACCACAAAAGGGGGAGGUUUCCCCAUUGCUUGACCAUUCUCUGGCCCUCUGCUGAGUUAGGAAUGAGGGGAGAAAUGUCCCCAUGAGCUUUUUCCCUCUUUAAAUAGGUAGAAGAAACAAAUGCUCUCUAGUUUCCCUGUGUUCCCCUACUCCUGGGGUGGGCAAGGGAGGUAAGAGAUGAUAGGUAACGAGGACCGGGGAAGGAUUAGCUAGGAAGAAUGUGUUAGGGAGAAUGGAGGCAGAAUAGGAAAUGCAGGGUGCUAGGAAACAUGGGAGAAGAGGAGAAAAGAAAUGGAACACAGGUAGUUGAAAAAUCAGGAAAGCAUGGGUGGGGGGUAGAGGGGAUUGAAAUAAUAGUCUUAGAAUUUAACACUGUAGGAAAAUAGACAUUGCCAAAAAAGUACAAAGGAUAUACCAAAAUAUACUAUGUAGUCUGAACCUCCUAAAAAUGUCCUUAGCUGUGGAUAAGUUCCUGACAAAAAUUGUCUGCCCUACCAGACUGAAUUGAAUUUUUUUAAAUAUUCUGUAUACAGUGUUGUUGUAGCCAUGUUUGUCCCUGUGUAAGUAUUCUGUGUAAACCUCACCUAUAAAAGCCUGGCACCGAGCAACAAAAGCUGAAAAUGGUUAAUGUGCAUCCAAACCGGUGAAUAAAUUUGCAGCCUGCAA